Boeremia exigua is the source of this 3134-nucleotide messenger RNA. RefSeq lists its product as uncharacterized. The record is from RefSeq and is a predicted model, not a curated record. The coding region runs from base 439 to 2721 and encodes 760 amino acids. Lineage: Eukaryota; Fungi; Ascomycota; Dothideomycetes; Pleosporales; Didymellaceae. The transcript is spliced from 2 exons.
ACUGUGAGAGCUUGACCUGCUCCCUCCGACUGCGGGCGGGCUGCAAUACAGCUUUCCUUGCGGCCACGUGCAUGAGGGACGCCGCCAGAGACCUCGCAGCUUGUUGAAACUACUGAGGGGUAAACGAAAUCACUGCUUCAUCAGGUCAUUGCAGGUCGCGCGACAGUGCUACAACCCCUCCAUCGACAAGCAUUUUGAGGGACCGCCAUCGUGUCAUAGCUGUGUCGCAAAGAAUCUCGGAGCAGCUCUUCUAACCUUUCACACUUGACACCCUCCCGCCAAUCAUCUGUUCAUGGGCUCACGGAAAGAAGGUUUGCCUGUUUCAUCGCAAUCAUUGCUUGGUAUUAGGUAGUAGGAUCAGCGACCCCGGCACCAUCGCUCGAAUAGCUCCAGCUAGCUCAACCACAGCCAUUCUCCGACCGAGGCAUCUUCGCAGCCAUGGUCAAGGGCCCUGCAGCUGUUUUCAUUGCCAGGCAUGGCGCUCGUCUCGACGCCUCAGACAAGUCAUGGCACCUCACAUCGCCAACGCCCUACGACCCACCUCUCACGUACGGCGGCUGGUCACAGGCCAAAGCGCUUGGCCUACGCAUAGCGGCACUGCUACACCAACAAGACAUCGAGGAGACGGAGGCAGCAAAGCUUGGGGCAAAUGCAGAUCUGGCGCAUCUCGAAUUCAGCGCGCUGGACGCCCCGAAGACACAAGCAUCUCGGCCCAAGAAGAAGAAGCGCAAGAUUGUCAUACAUUCGAGUCCCUUCCUGAGGUGUGUGCAGACGAGUACAGCGGUCGCGGCAGGUAUAUCGCAGUACAAACCUGAGGCUGCCCCAAAGCUUGGGCUGCCAGUACCUUUGAAGGAGCGGAGCGGGGUGCUUGGAGGCUCUCCACUGGCAAGGUCAGCGCGAUCGCAGUCUCCACGAACGAUAUCGCCAUCCGUACAGCCCGCAUACCUUGAUCCGUUAGCAGAUCCCAAUCUUGAGGUCUACUCAAAGCCUCUCAAAGGCGAGGACAAGAUCCUCCUUCGCGUCGAUGCGUUUCUUGGAGAGUGGCUGUCGCCUGAUUAUUACGAAGACAUCACACCGCCACCAAACUCGACCAUGAUGGUCGCAGGCGCGAAAGCAGACUUGCUUCGGAGGGGAGACAACCUACAAGCGCAGCCAGAUGCGAAUAGUAGCAAAGGUCAUUUCCCUGGUGGGUGGGGAGGUCCAUCCAAGGGCGCCUCACCUUCGACCGUUCCAGCUCGGUCCAGCGUCGAUAAUGGGACCCUUUCAGAUAUGAGCAGUCUCUCGCAGAACCUACCUCCGACCAGGGAGCGCACCGGUAGCACAAGCAGCGGAGCCAUUCAGGCACCAAAACUACGAGGCACCUUCCUCUCGCUCAACUCGUCCACGCGUCACACUAUCAAGAAAAACUACAACUCACCCGCCCCGUCGUACUCUGUUUCUCCGUCUGAUCCUAUCCCAAGAGGAUAUGUCGCACAUGCACAAGAGGCUUGUGUGACGGUUGACUUCCAGUGGGACAGCAUGCGACCACCACAGCUGUGGGGAGAUGGUGGUGAGUACGGCGACGAGUGGAGCACCAUGCAUAAGCGAUUUCGCAAAGGUCUAGCUGGCAUGAUGGAUUGGUAUAAAGAGCAUGGGGCGGCACCUCCAAAGGAUCCCAUUGCAGGCUUCACUUUCUCAGAUCGACCGAAGAGCACAGAAGAGCUCGCGCCAUCCGCGCCCAAGAUCACAAACUUCGCAGUCAACCCUCUCCCGCUACAGCACGGGAAGACGAACGACGAAGAGGAAGAGCUCGUGCUCAUUCUAAUCACCCACGGUGCAGGUUGCAAUGCUUUGCUUGGGGCUAUUCAAAAUCAGCCUGUACUUCUUGAUGUCGGUCUUGCCUCGCUAUCUAUGGCCGUACGACAUGAUCAUCAUAGGAAAGCCCCAGCCCCAACCGUAUUUGAACGCCGACUAUCUGUUGCAGAUCCUGGUAUGUCAGAUUCAUACGAGAUGAAACUACUUGCAUCGGUAGAUCACCUGAGACCCGGCGUUAACCCGGCUGUGAUCUCACAGCCAGAAUCUGCGACCCAGUCACCCGCGGUGCACUCCAGUCCAACAACCGGAAACUAUAGAAGACGGUUUACUAGCGGCUCGUCUGGAGCAAACACCCCUAGUGACUCCCCGUUUGCUCUUGACGCCUCUCACAGAAGCUGGCUUGGCAACUCCAAUGGUGUGCGAAGGGCAGCAAGCUCAGGCUCGAACUCGCGAUACACAUCCAGUAAUCUCAAUGACAGUGGAAUGUCGACACCAUCUACAGGUUUGUGGUCAAGCCCUCGUGUGGCCGCCCUAGACGCAAGUAGCGAUGGAAGGUCAAGUCCAGGUGCUGAUGUGGUGCUCAAAUCCGCAAAUUCGCAGCCAGCCCCAGCACCAACGUCGAAGCCAAAGCCGCCUCCCCCUGCGACCAGCCAACCAAUCGAGAUUGCUACGAAUGUGAAUACCAACGAGCUGACGAGGAUGACUACGAAUGAGCAAAGAGAGUCUGGAGAUGUUGUAGCACCGCUGCCGACCACGGUCAAUCGAACGAACAGUACGUCGAAAGCUGUCGGGGCUGGUGGUCUUUGGGGAGGAAAGCCCCAGGCGCCCGCUCCUCAAGGACUCUGGGGACCUCCGAAACUUGCUGGUGUGACUGAGCGUGACAGUGGGCCCAAAAGGAGGUGGACUAUCAUCGAGCACAAUCAGUGAGCUGGAUCUAAUUGCAGAUCGUGUUAUGCCGAGGGUCUUUUGACCGCGGAGUGUUACAUUGCAUGGGGAAGCGGGUGUUUGCAUUUUUUCUGUGGGCGUUAAGCAAUCAUCGGGGUAUCUGAUACCUAUUUCAAUCGUUUUUGUUUUGUACCUAGCCGGUCGGGCAGCUGCAGGUACGCGUCUAGCUUGCUGCACGCAGGCACGUCUGACAAGCCCCUUGUAGGAUCAAACUCAUCUCAUCACAGCCAAUAAGAUGCAUAACUAAAAGCCAAUAACUCCAUCGAAGCGCACACGGUCUGAUGUGGAAGAGCCCUGACGAGCUUGUUGAUCCUUGUUGCCUAACAGUGCAUUCUGCCAAGUGGCUGGCCCAGAUGGGGGUGCAGGCAGUACUUCGUACACAACAACAUGCUGAC